AUGGCGAUGGACACAGACACAAUCCCGAACCUGCUCGGCGAUCUGCGCGACCAGGCGCCCGACGAGCUACAGGAAUACUUCAUUCAAUUCGAGGACUACUGGGAGCGCAAAUUGUGGCACGAGCUGACGGACAAGCUGGUCGAGUACUUUGACCAUGCAGCGAGUGCACAGCAGCGGAUACCACUCUUUGAGACCUUCAUCAAGAGCUUCGCGAAGAAGAUCAACCAGCUCAAGCUCGUGCAGCUUGGCUUGAAGGCGGCAUCACAGUUCAAGGAUGACACUGAGCGCCUCAACUUCGUUUCCGACAUCGCCAAGCAGGUCAACAAGCCCGCUUCACAAGACGCCUACGUCUACGCCACAGUGGCUGCUGCGAGCAUCCAGUUGCGGACAGGCGACGAUGAGGGUGCAAGGAAGAAGCUGGACGAGAGUGAGCAGAUAUUAGAAGGCUUCGACUCAGUAGAGACAGCCGUGCAUGCUUCAUUCUACAAGACGAGCGCCGAAUACUACAAGGCUAAGCACGAGUUUGCCGCGUACUACAAGAAUGCCCUCCUCUACCUCGCCUGUGUUGACCUCGCCGACCUCGAUCUCCGCGAACGGCAGUCGCGCGCCUAUGACCUCAGCAUCGCUGCCCUCGUCUCCGACUCCAUCUACAACUUUGGCGAACUUCUCCUCCACCCCAUACUCGACUCUCUCGUCAACACUCCGCACGCAUGGCUCCGCGACUUGCUUUUCGCAUUCAACCGCGGCGACUUGACCGCAUACGACGUCCUCGCUGGCAACAUCUCGAAGGUACCACUGCUUAAGGAGCACCAGACCUUCCUGUACCAGAAGAUAUCGUUAUCUGCACUGACGGAGACGGUGUUCCGAAGACCACCCCACGACCGCGCGAUGACGUUCCAGACCAUCUCAGAAGAGACCAAGGUAUCACCGAAUGAGAUUGAGCAUUUGAUCAUGAAGGCGCUGAGCUUGGGGCUACUCAAGGGAACGAUUGACCAGGUAGCGGAGAUUGCGAGGAUCAACUGGGUGCAGCCAAAGGUGUUGGAUAUGACGCAGAUCCAGAACAUGAGGGGGCGAUUGAAGGAAUGGGAUGCGAGCGUCAACCACCUCGGUAACUGGAUCGAGGGGGUUGGUAAAGACGUGUGGGCCGCCUGA
Messenger RNA from Didymosphaeria variabile, 1152 nucleotides. It is a transcript of the gene RPN9, whose product is annotated as 26S proteasome regulatory subunit. Gene Ontology annotation, molecular function: structural molecule activity. Gene Ontology annotation, cellular component: nucleus; proteasome regulatory particle, lid subcomplex; cytosol. Bases 1 to 1152 code for a protein of 383 amino acids. The transcript has 3 exons. The record is from RefSeq and is a predicted model, not a curated record. Gene Ontology annotation, biological process: ubiquitin-dependent protein catabolic process. Lineage: Eukaryota; Fungi; Ascomycota; Dothideomycetes; Pleosporales; Didymosphaeriaceae.